Messenger RNA from Pyrenophora tritici-repentis Pt-1C-BFP, 945 nucleotides. The record is from RefSeq and is a predicted model, not a curated record. Lineage: Eukaryota; Fungi; Ascomycota; Dothideomycetes; Pleosporales; Pleosporaceae.
AUGUCUCUCUACGAUGCAAUUGGCGUCGGCAGUCAGGGAAGGUUGGGUAUCGUUGGGUUCUCCCAAGAAAAUUUCGCCCCUCCUGGCAGGAAGGGUGCAGUCGUGAGCAUCAAAACUGGUUUGUCUGAAGUCGUCAACGAGCCACACGACAGUCUUGCUGGCACAAUCGACAGAAUAUAUGGUUUCAAUAAUCGCAAUGAACUUAUGGGCAACCGAGAGGGAUGCCACACUGAGUCAGGCGGCACCUGUACAAAAGAGCUGUACCAGUAUGGGAUCAGCCCAGAACCCCGCUACAUCAGUGUAACCAGCACCACAGAUGCGACAUGCAUUUCUUGGAUCAGUGUCACGCAGAUUGGCGACAUGCCACCUACGGCCUGGACUGGUGACAUCGGAUGGUAUUGCGGACAAAAAUGGUACAACAGCCUUAACCAUGCAGGAAGGCUCUUAGACUCACACUUGUAUUAUUUCCCCAAGUGUACUUGGGUCGACGCCGAUAACACAAACUACAUCACUGCCGGUGCUCUGAAAUUCGAUACCAAAGCUUACGGCGAGGAUUCAAUCGAUACCUUCCGCGGUAACGUAUGCAAGCCUACCAUCUUCGCGCAAGCCAAUGAACCAAUUGGACCUCAGCCCGACAAACGAGGCACUGAAGACCGCCCUCUCUGGAUGACGGAGCGUCUCAUCAUGUCCAACUUCACCAGCCAUCCAGCAGAGGAGCUCUGCAGUUCUGCCACGUCCUGGGGCCCCGACUUCAUCGGCUCUGACGGCAAGUUCUGUGAUAUGGGUUCCAAGACUCUCAUUCCGCUCUGUUCCUCGAAGGAUAUUGAUGGGUGCAUCGAGGUGGAUGAGGACAACGGCACUCUGGUGAAGCGGAUGAGCGUUGCUAGGCGUUCCGCAAAUAUCGUGCACAAGAAUUAUAGGAGCAUUUCCAAAUGGGAAGAAUAG